Closterium sp. NIES-67 is the source of this 2492-nucleotide messenger RNA. NCBI's taxonomy places the organism in Eukaryota, Viridiplantae, Streptophyta, Zygnematophyceae, Desmidiales, Closteriaceae. The record is from the annotation of a GenBank genome assembly.
CAUUUAGAGGAAUGCAAUGGUGACUACGAACCUGCUCGAAAUCUGCACGGCACUAAGGUCAACAUGACAUCUCUCACGCUGCUGUUGCCCUGAUGCUACCUCGCUAUUACAGAAAACGGGCAGACCAGAAUGCUACCUCGCUAUUCGCAGGCUACCUCGUUCAAAUAAUUUCUCCGCUUGCCUUGUCGAAGCAGCCAGAGCUGGCUUCUCCAGACGAGCGCUGCGCUAGCACGCGCAUUAGCGCGCAAGUCUUUCCGCAUGAGCGCGCAGAACGCGCAAGUCCUUCCGCAUGAGCGCGCGGGCGAGUGUUUCCCCGCGCGGAUGACGCAGCUGCGCGUUAGGAUCCUCGCGUGCCUGGGGGUGGGGCUAGUCUGCCUCUUAGUCCAUCUCCUGUCGUCGAGCCGCCAGCUAGAGCUGCGUCAGCAGCGGCUCGAGGAGUGGACGCAGCAGCAGCAGCGGCGCCGCCAAGAGCGGUACGCGGAGUGGCGCGAAUGGCGGCGGCAAAAGCGGGGGGAACCCGGCGGAGAGGAGAAAAGGAGUGCGACGGGGGGGAGCAAAGAGGAAAAGGAAGCGAGGCAAAAUCCAGAGGGAGUAGGAAACGGAAAUGGGGGAGAGGAAGAGGGAAGUGGAGUGGAAGGCACAAGUGAGAGAGCACAGGACGGAGAAAAAGUUGAAGGGGAGGAUGGGGGAAUAAGGGGUGGAGAGGAGGGGGGGCAGGAAGAGAAAAAGGAGCAAGGAAGGACGGAGCAGGAGGGACGGCAGGAGGGACAGCAGGAGGGACAGCAGGAGGGACGGCAGGAGGGACAGCAGAAGGGACGGCUGGAGGGACAGCAGGAGGGACGGCUGGAGGGACGGCAGGAGGGACAGCAGGAGGGACGGCUGGAGGGACGGCAGGAGGGACAGCAGGAGGGACGGCUGGAGGGACAGCAGGAGGGACGGCAGGAGGCGAGUAUAGGAGGAGGGGAAGGGGGAACGGGAGAAAGAGAAGCGGGAGGAGCAGACUCAGGAAGGGAAAACGCAGGGGGAGAAAACUUAGGAGAGGAAGGAGGAGGAGGAGGAGGUGGCGGGGAGGGAGGGCGGGGGGCGGAAGCAGCAGCAGGAGGAGGAGGGACUGGAGGGGACGGAACAGCAGGAGCAGGAGCAGGAGCAGGAGGAGGGGAGUGGUGGGUGCCCGAGGGCGUGAGCGCAGUGCGAGACGCCUACAACCGCGGCGAGCGGUUCUACCUGCUGUCGUCAGACGCGGACAACUGCGUGGGGCAGUCGCACUUCACAGCGAGCCUCGCCUGCACGGCAGCAGAGGCUAGGGCGCUGAACAGGACGCUGGUGCUGGCUAGCGAGCGGUGCCUGAGUGGGAAGCACACAAUGACGGGGGCCGUGAAGAGGCGGCACCUGGGUCUGUACUACAACUACUCGCACAUCCUUAGCCACCAGCCAGUCAUCUCCAUAACCGCAUUCCUCCAUCGGUUCAAGUCGUGGGACCAUAUGGAUAUCAGCUACCACGGGGUGGGCGAGGGGCACUCCACGCAGCAGCUGCAGCAGCAGAGGGGGGUGUUCCUCAUCAUCAGGCAGCCGCAGGAGGGACGAUACGCCUUCGAGAUCUGCGACAAGAGGCACAACGAGAGCCCAGUGACCCCAGACCGCUCCAUUCUCAUCCCGACCUCGCCACUGCUCGCGGUGAUCCACGCCAUAGUGGAGUCCAUGGGCGGCGACUACCACUACGUGCACGUGCGGCGCGGAGACAAGCUGGACCCGCGCAAGUGGCCGCACUUGGACCGAGACACACGGCCAGAAGCACUGAUCCAGAAGCUCCCCUCGCUGGCCCCUCUGGGGUGCCACCUGUACAUUGCCACCAACGAGCGCGAGGCGGGCUUCUUCCACGCGCUGAAGCAGCUGUACCGCUUGCACCUGCUGGGGGACUAUGCGGAGUUGUGGGCGAGGGGAAGCGUGUGGGCGGGGGAGAUGCGGGCGCUGAGGAGAGAGCUGGAGGUGGAGGGUUGGGGAGGGGGAGGGGGAGGGGCAGGGGGAGGGGGAGAAGAGGAGGAUGUUGAGUUUGACUCUGAAAUGCAGGUGAUAGUGGACUAUGAGCUAGCCAAGGCAGCUCGGAAAGCCAUAUACACUUUCAACGACCUCACCGACGAUCCCAAGGAUGGUUAUCCUGUGGGGGAUGAAGGCCGGCAACAACAACAACAGUAUCAGAAUGAGUAAGACUAGGGGGGUGUAUAGACUAGGGUGUUGUACCCUCUAAGGCACAAACCAGUAUAGUCUACAGUAACGACCUAAGUUCCAUUUGACAAACAGAGGAACCCAUGACUGCCUCAUGCUUUCCGUCUGCUCUCACCUGUUGGUUUGGUUGCCUUCUUCCAUGCCACGGUAUCCCUUUCCGGAAUCCGGGGUGUUGUUUGUCGCCGUGUUGUGCUUCCUAACCUGGUUUUGUAACCAUGGUUUUGCAAUUUAUUAUCCAAUGCUUAGGUUGAUUGACCACACUCCUGUAU